GACAGACAGACAGACAGACAGACCCCGGAUGUAUGGCAGUGUGCCUAGAAGAUUUCUAGCUCCGACUACUUCUGGUUCUACUUCAAGAAAUCAAGCUAUCGGUGUUUGGAGAAGGCGUUAGUGGCUUUGGCCACUCUCGCGGCGCGCGUCGUUCCAUCUUGUUGUCGUUGGGACCCCUUUCCGGAAUGAACGCUUUUGUUCGAGUUUGGGUUGUGUUGUGUCUUAUUAUUUACGUGUCCAAGAUUCAUCCUUUGUCUACAGCCAACGUAUCGUCGUCAGAUUCUGCCGUCGCCUCAUCUGUCCACAUGAACACAUUUCGUCUUCUUCCUCAUUCAGUUUCUGUCGUUGCCUCUUUCGUUGCGUCUUCCUCUAUGAACGUCAGUCGUGUUGGGUCUCUUCCAACGGUGGCGCCUGAGUCUAAGAUGAUCGCAGCCUUACCUUGCCCUCACGGGAUUAGUGCGUCUUCUUCAGAUUCUGCCGUCACUUCCUCUGUCCACAUGUACACAUUUUCUGGAGUCACUCUCAUGCCUAUCUGCCUAACUUUGUCUUGACUGUGUAGCGUACGUUGGUACUUUGUGGUUGUAAGGAGUGUUCUUUUAAUCAUUAAUCUAUGUAUUAGUUGUAGUCUUUUGGGUUUUAGCUUGCGGACUCGAGUCUUUUAAACUUAGUGGCUACUAUAGUCUAUGUAUCGUAGUUCAUGUUUGAAAAUAUAAUACCUUUGACAGACA
Corticium candelabrum is the source of this 728-nucleotide messenger RNA. RefSeq lists its product as uncharacterized. The coding region runs from base 186 to 551 and encodes 121 amino acids. Lineage: Eukaryota; Metazoa; Porifera; Homoscleromorpha; Homosclerophorida; Plakinidae. The record is from RefSeq and is a predicted model, not a curated record. The transcript is spliced from 2 exons.